This is a messenger RNA of Annulohypoxylon truncatum, 587 nucleotides long. Its product is annotated as nucleic acid-binding protein. The transcript has 2 exons. Lineage: Eukaryota; Fungi; Ascomycota; Sordariomycetes; Xylariales; Hypoxylaceae. Gene Ontology annotation, cellular component: nucleus. The coding region runs from base 155 to 559 and encodes 134 amino acids. The record is from RefSeq and is a predicted model, not a curated record. Gene Ontology annotation, molecular function: RNA binding; translation initiation factor activity. Gene Ontology annotation, biological process: translational initiation.
UGGCAGAACUACGGAUAAAUGAGAGAGCAAUCAUCCCCGCAGCCCCGCUAUAUUUUUCAGAUUUACUCGGAAUUCUCAUUGUCCUAAACUAAAAAGUCAUCGGAGACCUUUGCUUUGCUGUAGACUGUAAAUCGCAAAUUGUCUAUAAUUCGAGAUGGGUCGGCCAAAGCGCGACAUACGCGCAGCUGCGGAAGAGGCGACGACGCCUCCUGACCAACUCACUGAAAACCAGUCGCUCGCCAAGGUGAUCAAGGCCGAGGGCAACAGUCUCUACGCCUGCUCUCUGCCCAAUAGACGAACCGUGCUCGUCGGGCUUGCAUCUCGUUUCCGCAACACCGUUUGGAUCAGGCGUGGAGGAUAUGUCCUAGUAGAGUUCACUUCCUCCAAGGAAGAGAAAGGGAGGGUGGAAGGCGAGAUUAUCAAUAUCGUCGGCGACGAAAAGGAAUGGCGCAAACAGAGCUAUUGGCCGAAGGAGUUUCCGCGGGUUACCUACGAUGACGAGGACGAAGACUCGAUUGCAGGCAAGAUGCCACCAUCGGAUCCCGAAGACGAAGAUUAAAUUUUCCAUCGGUCAUCUUCGUCGGACU